AUGGAAGUCAAACGGAAGAACAUCCUGCCCAAAAACAGUGAUUGUCACGGGUUUCGUGACCCGUACGGGUUGCGGGUAAGGCGCGGGUUGGCGGGUACCCGUAGUUAUACCCGCACCCAAAUCAGACGUCGGCGUUUGCCGACAAACGUUGACGCGCAUCAACAGCAGCCCACAACACGGAACCACCACGAUGCCCACCCACCACCACUUUCACCAAUGACGACCACCCUUGCCAGUGACAACAACUACCCUCGCCAACCACCCUGGCACGGCCCAUUACCACAAGACCAACACUACAAUGCCACGUCACCAGCCGACAAGCACCCACCAGAUCGAUGCGAGGUGACGACAAUGAAGCGGCACAUUAACAGCACGGCUACAAGAUGGCAUGGCAUGAAAACAGAGUGGCAGGCAUGUAUCCCGCCUACUGCCGCAUCCCUUGCAGAAGCCAAAGCCGCCGUUCGCCACACCCUAUCACAGGGCAAGGCUGGCCCCCCGUUUUGCACCCAACGCCUGUCCGUCAACUCCCCUUACCACGUGCAACAAAACGGCACAACAACGUGGAGUGACAACACAAACGGUGCACACGACAACGAGCAGACCAGGGCACAUGCCGAGAGGCAACGACAAUGUGCCACGUCGUGGCAACCAAACGACGAACAACGUUCGUCGUUGUUUACUCUAGGACUGCACAGACAACGUCGCGAUGAGGAGCACACAGUACAAGGACACGGGACGACAACACUACGAGGAUAUGCGACGUGGGACGACGACGAUGAGGACACGGGACAACUACGACCCGAUGAAGAGUCACAAACAACUCGGCGAAGAUGCGACGACGAGGACACAGUACAACGAUGGGACAAGGACGCCGUGGAACGACGACACCGACCAUUAUCAUUACAGUGGGAUAAGGGUUAUUCGAGGGAUUUGGAGAGGGAGCGCUUGUUGAUGGUGGUUCACUCGAGACGUGAUGAUGACCAUUGUAGCUUACUUGUAAAAUAUACCUGUCCUGCCAAACCCGCCAGACCCUCCAAACCCGCCAAACCCGCCAAACCCUCAACCCAUACCCUCCAAAACCCAUACCCGCAGCUGCGGGUACGGGUUUCUGUGGGUAAGGGUACGGGUCGAACCUUCCACAUCCCUGUUUCCGAAUUGGGUGCCGCGCCCACAUGUUUGAACCAAUCGACGAGCGCACAUGGACCACACUCAUCCCCCUCAUGCCCGGCUUGUCUUGGUCCUCAACUACUAACGCGCAAUCGUGUCGUGGCCUGUGCUUUCGCCAAGAUGGAGUGGACCGUCCAUGCUCAGUUCGCAUGCCCCGAAUGCCUGACUCAUCGCUUGGUGCAUAGAAGGUGGCGACGGCGGAGUGAAAGACAGACACCUUGCUUGUUGGAUAUGGGCAUUGCUGAAUGGAGGAAACAUCGGUGCAACAUUCCCAGUCACAUACUCCUCAAUGAUGCCAGUGUCCUCGUCAUUGUCGCCGAGGGGUAUGCAUCUGCCCCAAAGCUUUGUAGCGAUUUGAACAAUGCCAAGGCCAUUUGA
Laccaria bicolor S238N-H82 is the source of this 1545-nucleotide messenger RNA. RefSeq lists its product as uncharacterized. The transcript is spliced from 13 exons. The record is from RefSeq and is a predicted model, not a curated record. Bases 1 to 1545 code for a protein of 514 amino acids. NCBI's taxonomy places the organism in Eukaryota, Fungi, Basidiomycota, Agaricomycetes, Agaricales, Hydnangiaceae.